AUGUCCAUGAGAUCGCUCGGCUUGAACUCGGCUUUGGGCCGCAUGUUCACCAAGUCCACGGACCAGACCAAGGCCUUGCAAACGGUCCUCAACUUCCGCAAACACCCCGAGACAUCGCUCGAGAAAAUCAUGACCCGCAGCGACAAGGAGAUGGGCGGGUAUUCCGAGGUCCACAUGGACAUCGACCCGCAGACGGGCGCCGGCCAUUUCCACGGCUACUUGAACCUCGAUCUCCCCAAGGACAACCCUGAGAUCACGCGGUCCGGCUAUGCCAUGUUCCGCACCAAGGACCAGCGUGACUCGUGGAUUUCCGGCGACUCCCACUGGGACUGGUCGCACUACGCGCUGAUGGUUUUGCGCGUGAAGGGCGACCGCCGGAAGUACCUAGUCAACAUCCAGGCAAACACGCCUUUGGUGACGGACUUGUUCCAGCACCGCUUGUUCUUGCACCACCCGGGCGAGUGGGAGACCGUGGUGAUUCCACUCGACGAUUUUGUCAUGACCAACUGGGGCGUGAUCCAGGACGGCAGCGAGCUCAACAAGGCAGAAGUGAAGACCGUAGGCAUCGGCUUGUUGGACAAGCAGUACGGACCGUUCUCCUUGAAGAUCGACUGGAUCAAGGUCAUGACGGGCACGGAGGUGGAGAAGGUGGCCAAGAAGUCACGUGCCGAGCGCUUGGCGCUCGAGCACGGCGCCAAGCACGACGGCCACAAGGAUGUCGAGAGCAACAUGCCCACGGGCGACGGCUGCUCUGCACUCAACACGCACAAGAUCGACGAGCCCAAGGAAACCAUUUUCUAA
Molecule: messenger RNA, 801 nt
Organism: Metschnikowia bicuspidata var. bicuspidata NRRL YB-4993
Lineage: Eukaryota; Fungi; Ascomycota; Pichiomycetes; Serinales; Metschnikowiaceae
Exons: 1
Coding region: 1-801 (266 amino acids)
Biological process (GO): mitochondrial electron transport, NADH to ubiquinone; mitochondrial respiratory chain complex I assembly
Cellular component (GO): mitochondrion
Source: RefSeq, a predicted model, not a curated record